UUCAGCUGAAGUUGAAGUAGCCUGGAGGCAAACUUCAGCCUGUUUAUCGACGUCUGUAGAUAACGGUUGUAGUAAGAUAACAUUAUAAUGUUAAGGACGAGUUGAAAUGUUGUUAUUUAACUGUAACAUUUAAUAUUAACGCGGAAUACUGAACUAAACAAUUGUUUUUGAAUCGAGUUUUUGAUUUGACCUAGAUUUGUUUUGUACCCGGUGGGAGCCUGAGGGUUAGUUUUAGCUAGCUAAUCCGAGGAGAUAACUAGUUUAAUCCUUGUUUGUUAAUCCUUCACACUUCUCUUCAGUACACCGUUGAGAGGAGGAGGAGGAGGAGGAGGAGGAGUGUCCAACGUCCGUCAAGAUAAAGACGUCAACGUUCCGCUCAACAAGUGGCGUUUUUUUUUUUUAAACAAAACACAAGUUUUUUGGUUGGACAUUUCUCACCCCGAGUCGAGACUUUUUUUUUUUUUUUUUUUUUACGAAUCGCGCCUGAAACAAUGCGGACUAAAGUUGUAGUCGUCAAACGGAAACGUGACGAGGCUGGUGAGAUGGUCCCUUCAGCAGUGGGUGCCAGCGGAGUGCAGCUCCUCAGGGCAUGAAACUUCAAACCAAGUUUGCACCGAGGCAGGAAGCGACACGAUGGCACUCUGCGGAAGGAGGAAUCGACCCAAGUUACUUUUUUGUCUCUUUGGUGUCACUUUAGUCGGAUAUCUGAUAUUUUUCAGACACAGCCCCGGGGACGUGAGCGUGACAAAUCGACGACAGGCCCCCGGAGAGCAGGAGGUGGGAAAUGAGGAGCUGAGGAAACCCGUCUACGAGAAGCCCCCCUUGGAUUUAAAUGCCCUGGGUGAAAUGGGGAGAGCUGUCAAACUGAAUCUGGACGGAGAGGAGAAAAUGAAGGAGGAGGAAAGCAUUAAAACGCACCAGAUUAACAUUUAUGUCAGCGAAAAAGUGUCGCUUCAUCGCAGGCUGCCAGAGAGAUGGAACCCACUUUGCAGAGAGCUCAAGUAUGACUACCGGUCCCUGCCUACAACCUCUGUGGUCAUCGCCUUCUACAAUGAGGCCUGGUCCACCCUGUUGCGGACAGUCCACAGCGUGCUGGAGACGUCGCCCGACAUCCUGCUGAAGGAGGUGGUGCUGGUGGAUGACUAUAGCGACAGAGCUCAUCUGAAGGAGCCAUUGGAGAAGUACGUUGCAGGUUUGAGGAAAGUGCGUCUCAUCCGUGCCACCAAGAGGGAGGGGCUGGUGCGGGCCCGCUUGCUGGGGGCGUCCUAUACCUCGGGUGAUGUGCUGACCUUCCUGGACUGUCACUGCGAGUGUCAUGAAGGCUGGUUAGAGCCCCUGCUCCACAGGAUCAAAGAGGAGCCCUCGGCUGUGGUGUGUCCUGUCAUUGAUGUGAUCGACUGGAACACCUUCCAGUAUUUAGGGAACUCUGGUGAACCCCAGAUUGGGGGGUUUGAUUGGCGGUUGGUCUUUACCUGGCACAGUGUCCCAGAUUAUGAACAGAAACGCCGUCGCUCGCCCAUCGAUGUCAUCAGGUCUCCUACUAUGGCAGGUGGUUUGUUUGCUGUGAGUAAGAACUACUUCCAUUACCUUGGGACAUACGACACAGGGAUGGAGGUGUGGGGAGGAGAGAACCUGGAAUUCUCCUUUAGGAUUUGGCAGUGUGGGGGCAGCCUGGAGAUCCACCCAUGUUCCCAUGUGGGUCAUGUGUUCCCUAAAAAGGCCCCUUACUCGCGGAGCAAAGCUCUGGCAAACAGCGUGAGAGCCGCUGAGGUCUGGAUGGAUGAAUACAAAGAGGUUUACUACCAUCGAAACCCCCAUGCGCGACUGGAGGCGUUUGGAGACGUGACAGAGCGGAAGAAGCUGAGAGAGAAGCUGGGCUGUAAGAACUUCAGAUGGUAUCUGGAUAAUGUUUAUCCCGAUAUUCACGUCCCAGAGGACCGCCCAGGCAUGUUUGGAAUGUUGAAGAACCGGGGCAAGACCAACUACUGUUUUGACUACAACCCUGUAGAUGAGCACACAGUGGUGGGCCAAAGGGUCAUCGUCUAUCCGUGUCACGGCAUGGGUCAGAACCAGUUUUUUGAAUACUCCACGGACGGAGAGAUCCGUUAUAACACAAGGGAACCUGCUGGAUGUGUUGUGGGUGACAACAUCAGUACCUACCUGACUCUCCAGCUUUGUAGAAAAAGAGGGCAAUCCAUACCUGCAGACCAGAAAUUUCUCCUCAGAGAGGAUGGGAGCCUGUACCACGUGGUGAGCCAGAAGUGUGUUCAGGCGGUAGACAAGACAGACAACGGGACGCCAGCCCCCUCACUCCAGCCCUGCUCUGACAGCCUCCACCAAAAGUGGUUCUUUGAGGAGCGAAUGUAACGGUAUCAAUCUAGAGUAUAUGUGCAAAUGUUUUUUUCAUUCAGGGUCGAUAUCAUGAGCAGGGAUAUGGGUGGACUGAAUUGUGUUUUUUAAAAUAUGUUUGCCUUGCCCUGAAAGGAGCUCAAAGGAGGAAGCCUCUGUGCUUCCUUUCAAACUUCAAUCUUUGCACAUUUUUGUGCCAGCUGGAUUUAAUGGACCAAUGGGAAAUUAUACUGAUAAGUACUCACUUUUCGAAGUACUUUGUUAAUAUAUAUGGGAGUAAUCUUUAUUUGGAUGCUGUUGCUGGGAGACAGGAGUCUACUGGAAUAUGUAUUGUUUUUGUAAUCAAGGAGGAUUAGUGAGAACCUACUGAAGCGUAAUGCGUUCACUUAAGGAAAAAAAAUAAUCUUGCUGUUUUUAUGAAUAAAUGAACUUAUUAUCUUAGAAUUUUGAGAAAAGUUUUCAUGGAAAAAAAAAUCUGCUCUUGUUUUUCUCAGAUGAGAAUUAAUGAGAUGAUUAUCUUAUUAAUCCAGAAAAACAGGGCAUUUUUUUUUUCCAUUGAAUGAAUUACGCUUCUGCAAGGACCUGCACAACUGUACAUGCUGACAUUUUUCUUGUUUUUCUUUUACACACUCCAAUACUGCUGGUGCAGUCUUUGAAAUCAAGUACGCUUAUGCACACACAGACAAACAAUGAAACGGCUUUAUACCUCUUUCAACAAACUCUAAACCUCAGAGCUGAUGGCUGACAUUACAGUGAUUUUCAGAGCCACAUCAUGAGGCAUUCUAAAGUAUUUGCAUCUCCUCCUGUAGAGGGGGCCAGCGCUCCUCUCUGCAGGUUGCUUUCUUUCACUGUGUUCUUUAUUUGUCGAGAGAAAGUGGGACAAAUCUUCAGGUAUUUUGUUAAGACCCCUUUCAGGACAUUUUGAGUGCUUUCUACUCUUACAUACCAGUGGCUUAGAGAAAGCCUUAGAUCACAGGCAUUAUGCAAGAACCUAGUACCUCCUCAACUUAAUCACCUAACUACUGAUAACGGGAGAAACUCCAGUCUUACUUCGUUCUGCUUUGACUGAAGUCAUUUUGCAAUGCAAAUUUAACUUUAUGGUAAAAUGACAUUGGUCAUAUUGCUAGUUUUUUAGUUGUUUUGUAACAUUUUUUUCAACAUAGUGCACUUGCCUUUGUUUUGUGCUCUUUGAACAAUAUGCAGCUUCAACAGACUAAAUCAUAGCCAUAUUUUCUGGAUUUAUUUAAUGUGAUGUCAACUAUGUUUAAUUAUGUAUUUCUAGAUAAGACUAAAUAACCAUGUUAUUUCAGCUUGACUACAGACAAAUCUCAGUUUUAAUCAUAAUAGGUGGGGAUUUAUUUACUUAAUAUUGGUAAGCGAAAAUUGCAAGACCAAGAUCCUCUUUCCUCUCUUGUACACUCCAUAGAAAGUGCCUAAACCAAAAAAACUUAGAUUUCUAUUUUAUGAUCUUCUUUCAAGAAGAUGUUCUUGUACUGAAUGUAUAUUCUGUCACACAGUGAGUACGUUUACAUGCACAAAAUGUUGCAAAUUUGCCCUUAUUCUGAAAAACACAGUAUUCUUACUAUGCUGUUUACAUGGCUAAUGAAAUAAAAUAUUCCACUGAUCUUCCCAUUUACAUGCAGCAGCACAUACUUCCUGCUCUAAUGUUUUGGUUAUUAUGUCAAAAUAUGCAAAAGUGAAUGGCUGGAGGCGUUUGUCAUUUCGCCUAUUUGCAUCAAAAUAGGAUUUUUCAAAGUUUUUUACUUGUGGCAGACUUGUCGGUCUGUACGAACACACUCAGUCCUUCAAACACCUUCUUCGAAAGGUCGGUGCUUCUAUUUUUGCACAAAAAUCUCUUGAUGUCUGAAUCUUUCAUAAUGUUUAAGAGUAGGUGCGGUUCUCUAGCACGUUUUUCGGGGGGUAUGCAUAUCUACCACAACCUUGCAAAUUGCUGGCAAGUUAGUUUGUGUGCAACAUAUCCAUGAAAACGCACAGGGCCGAAAAACUGCAGUAAAAACCCCUAUUGAGAUGCUUAUUCUGAACAUGCUAAAACCCUAGGUACAAAUAAUGUUAUUAAAACCCAAAUAAUUCUGACCUCGCUCACAUUACUGAAUUGAAAAAUGCUACGUUCAGAAAAAGACGGACAAUGCAAACAGAAUAUGCUGUUUACAUAACCCGCAUCACACUCAAAACAUUGUGAUACUAAUUAUAGAGAAAAUAUACGUGCAAAUGUAAACGUAGUCACUGACACAGACAGAGAACAGUAGUUAAAGUUGUUACAAAGUGUCUGCACGCUUAAAAUAUGCAUGCUCCCCUGCUGAGAGUACAGUACGCACAGGAAUAGUUGGUGUUCCCCUGAGUGCACAUGUAUUACUCUGGUGCGCUGUUCUGAUUUGUGAACACUGCCUCUGUUUCCAUCCGCCAGAUCUAGACAGCUAUAGAUCCUUCUGUUGUUGUGGUCACUUGUGUUGCAGUCCCUCGGGCUACGCACAGGGUCCGAUGGAAACACAGCGGAGGAGUAGACAGUUGUUGGUGUCUCCAGAGUGCUGGGAUGCCAGAUGGCUUCCUGAUUGAUUUUCUGGUCCUCUCCCAAUUCUUUCUCUCCACCUCUCCCUCUCUGUGUCAGAGGUGUGCAGCUGACAAUGCAUCCUCCUCAGAUGAGCACUUGUUACUGGUGUGCUUGAGGUUUGAUUUAUGAAUAGGAGUCAUCAAGAGUACAGUUUUUGGCAGCAGAAGCAGAUAAAGGAGGAGAUGGAAUGAAGCAAUUUGUGACCUCUUCCUUACCAUUAACCUUCACAGGCUGUUGGCCCCAUUGGUCUCAAAGGAGCUUUGUUAGGGGACAAUCGUACCGAAAUAGAUAUUUGCUAUUGAUUCCAAAUGUAAACUCACAGUAAGAUAAAUGGGAGAUGGAAAAACACUGUUUUGCCAUUACCACAGCUGGGGCUUGUGUAGAAUCAGAAUCUCGACAUUUGCCAAAUAUAAUGAAUGUACAGCAGCGUGCAGGAGCACAACAUCUGUGCAUAUGAGCUCAUAGUACAACCCUAAAGGGAAAGCUCAAGAUGUGCGUUACUUACCGCUCUGAACACGGAUUCAUAAUUUUAUUGCGGUGUGAAGAACAUUGAAUCAUGAGAUGGCUGCACUGUGUAGGAUGAAGUGUGUUGGAAGAUGGACAUAACUUGUGGGGUUAAAGUUCCCAGUAAUCCAUAAAGGCUUUUGCUGGCACUGUGAACGGUACAUGAUUGUGCAGACAAAGCUUGCUGAUAAGUGGAAUGGACCAAAUGACUGGCAGAUUACAGUCUGCUCCAUAGUGGGAGGGGCAGCUGUCUAGGGAUUGCUUGAAGGUUUCGGACAAUAAAGCUUGGUCUUAGUCUUAAAGGGACAGUUCAACGCAAACUGGAAAAUGUAGUGCUAUUUAUCAGUCUAGAUUGUUUUGGUGUGUGUU
Messenger RNA from Plectropomus leopardus (leopard coralgrouper), 5791 nucleotides. RefSeq names its product UDP-N-acetyl-alpha-D-galactosamine:polypeptide N-acetylgalactosaminyltransferase 12 (gene galnt12). The record is from RefSeq and is a predicted model, not a curated record. Gene Ontology annotation, molecular function: polypeptide N-acetylgalactosaminyltransferase activity. Gene Ontology annotation, biological process: protein O-linked glycosylation. Gene Ontology annotation, cellular component: Golgi apparatus. Lineage: Eukaryota; Metazoa; Chordata; Actinopteri; Perciformes; Serranidae.